Alternaria ventricosa is the source of this 318-nucleotide messenger RNA. RefSeq lists its product as uncharacterized. Bases 1 to 318 code for a protein of 105 amino acids. NCBI's taxonomy places the organism in Eukaryota, Fungi, Ascomycota, Dothideomycetes, Pleosporales, Pleosporaceae. The record is from RefSeq and is a predicted model, not a curated record. Gene Ontology annotation, molecular function: pseudouridylate synthase activity. The transcript is spliced from 3 exons.
AUGUAUGCGGACUCCGACGCGCAACACGCACUCCAAAUCUCCUCUGGUCUCCUCUUCGCCAACCCCGUUCCUACCGAUUUCGCUAUACCCAAAGAUGAAAUGGAUGUAAUCAUUGCCGAAGCUCUGAAACAGGCUGAAGCAGCCAACAUAUCCGGCAAAGACAACACGCCCUUUGUGCUUGCUAAGAUCAAGGAGCUCAGCAAGGGCAAGAGCAUACCCGCCAACAGAGCCCUUAUAGAAUCAAACGUGAGGCGUGCGACCAUUGUAGCACGAGAGCUUGCCAUCCUCGAAGCAAAGCAGGAACAAGCCCAAGGGUGA